Molecule: messenger RNA, 1140 nt
Organism: Westerdykella ornata
Lineage: Eukaryota; Fungi; Ascomycota; Dothideomycetes; Pleosporales; Sporormiaceae
Product: RNA-binding domain-containing protein
Exons: 2
Coding region: 1-1140 (379 amino acids)
Biological process (GO): mRNA splicing, via spliceosome
Cellular component (GO): U2-type prespliceosome; U1 snRNP; precatalytic spliceosome
Molecular function (GO): mRNA binding; U1 snRNA binding
Source: RefSeq, a predicted model, not a curated record
AUGACGGACAAGCUCCCGCCAGCGUUGCUGGCACUGUUCGCGCCGCGCCCGCCGCUGCGAUGGAUGGAGCCUAUGGACCACCCACCGGAGACGCGGCAGACUUCGAACAUCGGCGGCAUUGGGCAGUACAUGCAAGCAUUGAGGGAAUACAAGGACAAUGACGGAUAUGUGCCAUCGGAUAGCUGGCUGCAGAUUCGCGAUCGAAAGAAGCUGGAGAAGGAGGAGAAGCAGAAGUGGCUGCUGACCGAAGGCGUCAAGCAAUGGAACCCUAAGGAGGAUCCUAACGCGAAAGGCGACGCUUUCAAAACCCUUUUCGUCUCCCGUCUAGCUUACAAUAUCACCGAGGACGACCUAGAGCGCGAGUUUGGGCGCUACGGCCCCAUUGAGAGGAUCCGCAUCGUGGAAGACAAGACGGCGCCGCCGGAUGCGCCGCCGAAGAAGCGUAAGCGUGGGUAUGCUUUCAUUGUUUUUGAGCGCGAAAAAGACAUGAAGUCCGCGUACAAGGAGACAGAUGGUAUCAAGAUCAAGGAUCGGCGCGUCUGCGUGGACGUUGAGCGCGGUCGGACUGUCCAGGGCUGGCGACCGCGGCGCUUUGGUGGCGGUCUCGGUGGACGAGGCUACACCAAAGGACCCCCUGCUCGCCCGGCUGGGCCAGGAGCCUUGGGACCACCCGCAGGUCCGGGAGGAUUCGGUGGCCGAGGUGGGUUUGGUGGAGGUUUCCGUGGCGGGCGUGGUGGAUUUGGCGGCGACCGUGGUGGGUUCCGUGGUGGAUUUGGCGGCCCGCGGCCUGGUGGUGGUGGUGGGUAUGGUGGGAGGAGCGGCAUCGGGUACCAGGGUAAUGGAUUUGCUCCUGAUGGUGCUCCUUCAGGUCCCCGGGGAGGUGGCCGAGGCGGACACGGUGGUUUCGGCGGAGGCGGAGGACGCUAUGGAGACGAGGGCCGUGGGUACGGAGAUAGGAACAGGGGAUCCAGCGGCGCCAACACCGAGCCCUUGGGCAGCAGAGACCGAACUUCCGACCGCGACCGUGAUCGUGACCGAGACCGCGACGGUGGGUAUGGCGGACGCGACGACCGCGACUCUAGGAAGCGUGCAUAUGAAGGCGACAGCUACGAUGAUCCGCGCCGGCGACGGAGGUAUUGA